Encephalitozoon intestinalis ATCC 50506 is the source of this 1014-nucleotide messenger RNA. RefSeq names its product tyrosyl-tRNA synthetase. The transcript has a single exon. The record is from RefSeq and is a predicted model, not a curated record. The coding region runs from base 1 to 1014 and encodes 337 amino acids. Gene Ontology annotation, biological process: tyrosyl-tRNA aminoacylation. Gene Ontology annotation, molecular function: ATP binding; tyrosine-tRNA ligase activity. Lineage: Eukaryota; Fungi; Microsporidia; Unikaryonidae.
AUGAGUGUCGAGCAAAAGCUUCAUUUGAUUACAAGAAACCUCCAGGAGGUUCUAGGACUGGAAGAACUGAAAAAAAUUGUUUCUGAGAGAAAUCUAAAUGUUUAUUGGGGAACAGCCAUAACGGGAAGACCACAUAUAGCCUAUUUAGUUCCUCUUAUGAAGGUGAAAGAUUUUCUAGAUGCAGGAUGUAAUGUAAAGGUUCUUCUUGCAGACAUCCAUGGGUUUCUCGACAAUCUCAAGGCGCCCAUCGAAAAGGUUCAGGACAGAUGCAUAUAUUACGAAAAGUUGAUAAAGUCCUGUUUGAAGAUGUUGGGAGUAGACCUUGGAAGAAUCCAGUUUAUCAAGGGAAGUGAGUUUCAGAAAUCUAACGAGUAUACAAUGGACUUGUACAAGAUCUUGUCCAUAACAUCUGAGCACGAUGCAAAAAAGGCAGGGGCACAGGUUGUCAAGCAGGUCAAAAAUCCGAUGGUGAGCUCUCUAAUAUAUCCGGCUAUGCAGGCUCUUGACGAAGUGCAUCUAUCAGUAGACGCACAGUUUGGAGGAGUCGACCAGAGGAAGAUAUUCACAUAUGCCAGGAAAUACCUUCCUCUUCUCAACUACGAGAAAAGAAUACAUCUGAUGAGUCCGAUGCUCCCAGGAUUGAACUCCGAGAAGAUGAGUAGUUCGGACGACCUUUCAAAGAUCGAUCUUAUGGACUCAAAAGAAACCAUCUUCAAGAAGAUAAAAAAGUGUUUUUGCGAGGAAGGAAACAAGGAAAAUGGGUUAAUGAAGAUUUUCUCGCAUAUAAUAUUUCCUAUCUUUCAACACAAGGGAGAGAACGUUAAGAUUACGGAUAAAGAUGGAAGGGAAAUGGAGUUUGAAAAGUACCAGGAAUUCGAAAGCGAAUUUGUCAGCAAAUCCAUCCAUCCCGGAGAUCUCAAGAGCAACGCAGCAAGGCUCAUUGAUGGCAUCAUAAGACCUAUCCGAGAGGAGAUGGAAGAAGAUUUGUCUAUGGUCAGGCGAGCUUACAAUUAA